Molecule: messenger RNA, 10061 nt
Organism: Alexandromys fortis (reed vole)
Lineage: Eukaryota; Metazoa; Chordata; Mammalia; Rodentia; Cricetidae
Gene: Pcnt
Product: pericentrin
Exons: 45
Coding region: 224-9706 (3160 amino acids)
Biological process (GO): signal transduction
Molecular function (GO): molecular adaptor activity
Source: RefSeq, a predicted model, not a curated record
GGAGGGUCGGAAAGAUGGCGCUCCGCCCCGGGAGCGUCACCGGAGCGCGCGUGCGCAAGCCCGCACACGGCUCCGGAUUGGCGGUGCAGCGGGGCGGUGCUGACAGUUGCGUGCAUGGGGGUGGGGAGGCGAGUGGGUGAAGGGAGGGAGUGUAAAUAGAGCGAGGGAAGUUUCCCGGCUGCCCGGCCGCUUCCGAGCGAGUCCCGAAGAGCCCCGGACGGAGAUGGAAGAAGACGAGCAGGAGGAGCGGCGCAGGAAAGUGGAGGCCGGAAGAGCCAAGCUUGCUAGCUUCCGACAGAGAAAAGCAAAAGGUGACGGUCCGAAUUCGAAGAAAAAGACGGCGAAGAGGAAGGGUUCGGCUGUCAAUGCGCCUGUCCAGGAGGAGGGUUCGGUAGCCACUCAAAACAGCGAGCUCCCCCAGGAAGGGGCUGGUUUUGAAAGCAAGUCAUGCAGCAGCACCCUGGAGGGGACCCGAGGGGCGUUUGCAGCCCAGGAACGACAAGACUGUGAACUGGAUGAGACUGGUCUGCAGGCACAGCAGCAGCAACAGCAGCAGCAGCCACAGCUGCAGCCACAGCUGCAGCCACAGCCACCCCAGACAGCCCACAGCCUUGAGCUCGAAGCUCUGCGCCUGAGCCUGAACAACAUGCAUACGGCACAGCUAGAGCUGACACAAGCCAACCUGCAGAAGGAGAAGGAGACCGCAUUGACAGAGCUGCGGGAGAUGCUCAAUGGCCGGCGGGCACAGGAGCUGGCGCUGCUGCAGAGCAGGCAGCAGUGUGAGCUGGAGCUGAUGCGAGAGCAGCAUGCCCGUGAGAAGGAAGCGGUGAUGCAAGAAACAGCUGAACUGAAGGAGAAAUUGCGUUCAGAAAUGGAGAAGAACGUCCAGAUGAUAGAGACUCUGAAGCAAGACUGGGAAUCUGAAAGAGAGUUGUGUUUGGAAAAUCUCCGCAAAGAAUUGUCCGCAAAACACCAGUCGGAAAUGGAGGCCUUGCAAAACCAGUUUCAGAAAGAAUUAGCGGAACAGAGGGCUGAGUUGGAGAAGAUUUUUCAAGCCAAGCACGAGGCUGAAGUCUCCCUGAAGAACCUGGAGACCCAGCACCAGGCCGCGGUCAAGAAAUUACAGGAAGACCUGCAGUCGGAACACUGCCAGUAUUUACAAGAUUUAGAGGUCAAGUUCAGAGAAAAGGAGAAAGAAAAGGAGUUGGAGUUAGAGACUCUUCAUGCGUCCUAUGAAGACCUGAAGGCUCAGUCCCAAGAAGAAAUCAGACACCUGUGGUCCCAGCUCGAGUCUAUGAAAACCAACAGAGAGGAACUGAAUGGGUUAUGGGAAUCGCCGCUGGCCCGAGAUGCUCACCUGGAGGAGCUGGAGCACCUGCGAGCAGACUUCGCUCAGCAGCAGCAGCAGGAGAGAGCCCAGCACGAGUCUGAGCUGGAGCACCUGCGCGUCUAUUUUGAGAAGAAGUUGAGGGAUGCUGAGAAGACAUACCAAGAAGACCUGACCUUGUUCCAGCAACGGCUGCAGGAGACCAGGGAGGAUUCUCUGGAGUGUGGGGAGAUCAGUUCAUCCUGUAUAUUCCCAGAGGAGACAUUUGGCCCAGAAAGAAAGGAGCAACCCGAUCCACUUGGUCUUCGGCUUGAGCAGCCGCAGGAGAACUCGACAAGUUUACACGUAGGACUGGAAGAAGACCCCAGGCACGAAGCAGGUGUGUUGAAUUCUUCCCUCGAUUUCCAACUCAAGGAGGACAAGUCACACAGCCACCACCUGAGGCCCGAGCAAGCCGAACAGGAGAGACUCACACUUGGAUUCUCAGACCAGCACAGCCAAGAGCUCACACAAGGACGUCUCCAGUAUGAACAGGACAUGGCUUUGGAGGUGGAUGCUCAGGUGGCUGCCAGAAUCCUGAGUUUGGAAGCUGAACAGAAGGUUAAACUUUCUCUUCUUCAGACUGAGCUCAAGGAAGAAAUUGAACUCUUAAAAAUAGAGAACAGAAAUUUACAGGAGAAGCUUCAGCACGAGACCCACCUGAAGGAGGACCUGGAGAAUGUCAAACGUAGCCUAGUCGAAGACCAUCAGGUAAAACUAAAUAAAGCUGAGGAGAAGAUUCAGCUGUUGAAACAAGAAUUCCAAAGAAAGGAAGCAGAAUGGGAGCGUUCACACGAGACCCUAAAGAGAGAAGCCGAAGAGAGAUUAACCUCCAUGUUUCUCGAGCUAAGAGAAAAGGCCGAGUGUGAGAAACAGUCCAUAAUAAGCAGGUUUGAGCUUCGGGAGUCUGGCAUGAGGCACCUGCAGGACCAGCAGGCGGCCCAGAUCUUGGACCUGGAGAGAUCUCUGAUGGAGCAGCAGGGCCGCCUGCGGGAGCUGGAACAAGAACUCACUAGAGAUGAAGCUCUGCCCUGUAGCCAGUGUGGCCAGGAGCCCCUUGUGGCCCCGGAUGAGGAGCAUGCCACGCUCCUCCGUGAGAAGGAAGACUGUGCCCUCCAGCUGAUGAUGGCCCAGAACAGGUUUUUGGAAGAGCGUAAAGAGAUUAUGGAGAAGUUUGCCAAGGAACAAGAUGCUUUCUUUCGGGAUGCCCAGGAGAAGCACACCCAUGAACUCCAGCUCCUGCAGCAGGGACACCAGCAGCAACUUCAGGCCCUGAGGAUGGAGCUCGAGACCAAACACCACUCUGAGCUCGCCGAACAGCUUGCUUCCCUGGAGAGCAGGCAGCAGGUACUUCUUGAGACGCAUGUGGCUGAGCUGCAGGUAAAACACAAUGCUGAAAUCAGCGCUUUAGAGAUGAGACAUUUGUCCAAUUUGGAUGCGUUGGAGUCCUGUUACUUGGCCGACGUUCAGACUAUUCGGGAUGAGCACAGAAAGGCUUUGGAGCUUUUGCGAGCAGAGCUCGAGGAGCAGCUACAGAAAAAGGACUCCUCUCACAAAGAGCUUUUGACACGUGAGUUGGAAAAACUGAAACAGAAACACGAUGAGGAGCUUCAGUCUGCGGAAGACAGCUUGAGAGUCAGAAUGCAAGCCAGACACACAGGGACCGGGAAAGACCCGGCCACUGACCUGCCAGGCGCACAGCAGCAGGAGGAACUGAGGGCUCAGAGGCCCCUGCUAGAGAAGGACGGGCAUGCAGCCUUGGGUAGCGUGGGUGCUGAGGUCCUGCUGCACCAAGCUGUGCCUGAGGAUCGGGGAGCCACACACACUGUUGAAAUGCAGAAGCCACAAGCAGAGUUGGCCAAACCUCCAGAGCUGCAGGCAUCUCAGGAACAGGCUGCACAGCUGAAAGGCCAGGUCUUCUCGCUGAGUCGGGAGCUCGAAGAGUGCCGCACGGAGCUGGAGAGGCUGCAGCAGAGGCGGGAGCGGGAGAACCAGGAGGGCGCCACUCUCAUCUGCAUGCUCAGGGCCGAUGCAGACCUGGCUCGGAGCGAAGGGAAAGUACUCCGCGAUGCUCUGAGGAGACUGCUCGAUUUGUUUGGAGAAACACUGAAGGCUGCUGUCACCCUAAAGAGCCGAAUCAGUGAGCGUGCGGGGCUCCUCCUGGAUGUGGAUGCUGCAGAUACAAGUGAUGCCCGGUUAGCAGCUGCAGCCCUUGGCGACAUGUGGUCUGACGAGGGUCUACUUGAGAUAGAUAGAACUCUGCCUGAAGGGGCGGAGACGUCCUCAGUGUCAGAAAUUAGCAGUCAUGUGUGCGAAAGCUUUUUUAUGAGCCCCGAAAACACACUGGAGUGUGAGCAGCCCAUUAGGAAAGUCUACCAGAGCCUCAGCUCGGCUGUGGAUGGCCUCCUGGAAAUGGCCCUGGACUCUACUAAACAGCUGGAGGAAGCACGCCAGCUCCAUCGUUGUGUUGAGAAAGAGUUCCGUCAUAGGAAUGAGGAGAUGGCGCAGGCUGUGCAGAAGCAGCAGGAGCUGCUGGAACGCCUGAGGCAGGAGAGUGCGGCCAAGGAUGGGCUGACCCUGGAGUUGCACACUGCAGAGGGGCUCCUUGAAGGACUCAAGGUGGAGAAAGCAGAUCUGCAGGAGACACUGGGGAAGAAGGAGGAGUCGGAACAGCAGCUGAUCCUGGAGCUGGAGAACCUGCAGAAUCAGCUGCAGCAAGCAGCCCAGGAACUGGCCACGCUGAGGGAAGAAAACUCUGUCCUGUGGAACCAGAAGGAAACUUUCACUAAUGAAGCAAAAGAAAGAGAAGCUGCCCUGCAGAAGGAAGUGGAAUCUCUGACCAGAGACCAGUGGGAGGCCAGGAAGCAGUCUGAGAAGGACCGUGCCACCCUACUCUCUCAGAUGCGGGUCUUGGAGUCUGAGUUGGAGGACCAGCUUGUGCAGCACCGGGGCUGCGCCCAGCUGACUGAGGAAGUGACCACCCUGAAGCAGCAGCUGGCUGCCCUAGACAAGCAUUUACGUAGCCAGCGUCAGUUCAUGGAUGAGCAGGCUGCUGAGCGUGAGCACGAGCGUGAAGAGUUCCAGCAGGAAAUCCAGAAGCUGGAGGAGCAGCUCCGCCAGGCAGCCCGGCCACGGCCUCCUGGGUCCCGUGACCGCCAGUGUGCGCAGCUAGAUGAGGAGGUUGAAUUGUUACAAGAAAAAUUGAGAGAAAAAUUAGAUGGAUUUAAUGAAUUGGUCAUAAAGAAAGAUUUUGCAGAUCAACAAUUGUUAAUCCAAGAAAAAGAAAUUAAACGUCUCGAGGAGACAAAUGUCAACAUACAAAGACAAAUGGCCCAGCUCCAGGAAGAACUGGAGAGACAGAAAAGACACAUGGAAGAAUUCAAAGAUAAAGAGGUGCUAAAGCAAGAACACGCGGGUGACUUGCUGCUACCCCCUGUACCACAGUGUAGGGCGGACGAAGCUGGGUUUCCUGUGCCUUCUCAGGACAGCCCUCCUAGGGGUCCUGAGACCCAGCCAGAGGUGACAGAGAGAGCACUCCUGCAGGAUGAGAAUGAGGUUGUCCCCAGUAGGAACUCCGAGAUUGAGGAGCUGAAAGCCAUCAUCGACACUCUGCGGGAAGACCAAGAACAAUUACAGAAGAAUAAGGCAGAAGAAAUUGAGCAGCUCCAUGAAGUCAUCGAGAAGCUGCAGAGUGAGCUGACCCUUAUGGGGCCCAAGGUGCAUGAACUCAGUGAUCACCAGGCUAACAGUCUCCACGACGAGCUGUCCUGCCUCCGCGCAGAAGACCGGCGUGAAAAGGACCUACGGAAUGAGCUGGAAACUGCACAGGCUGCCAAGGAGGUCUUUGGCCAGCUUCUGGCAGACCAGGCACAUGGACACAGCCAAGUCCUGGAGGCACUGCAGCAGCGUCUACAAGAUGCCGAGGAGGUUGCUGCAAGACGCUUGGCUGAACUAGAACAUUGUGUGGCCCUCAAAGAGGCUGAGGUUGAAGGCAUGGCCUCCCGGAUCCAAGAAUUUGAAGCCAUCCUGAAGGCAAAGGAGGCAGUCAUUGUGCAGAGAGAUUUGGAGAUUGACACCAUCAAGAAGUGGAAAGUAACUCAUUCCCUUGAGCUGGAGACCAUCCUCUUGGCUUUGACACACUUCUGUCAUGCUCUGGAACAGCAGACCUUGGCCACCCCUGAGGAGCCUCCUGAGCUCCAGCAGCUGCGAAUGCAGUGCGCUCGCCUCAGCCACCAGCUGCAAGUGCUGCACCGGCGCUUCCUGAGUUGCCAGGUGGAGCUGGACCGGCAACAGGCUCACGAAGCAUCUGUUGGCUGCUCAUCCCCUUGUGUGAAUGCACAGGCGAAACAUGACGGUCAGUUGGAGCAGGACAGUGUCAGCACGGGGCUGGCCUUGGUGCCCCACAGCUCGGCUCCACAGGAUAAUCUACAGCCUGCCAAAGUUCUCAUGACACUAAAGGAUGCCAGUCUCCACAAGGCGGAAAGUGUGAGGUCGCUGCUCGCAGUCUGCCAGAGGUGGUUGGAGACAGAGAUGCUUUUAGUGAAGAAUGCAAAGCCUUUGAGCCUGGAGGAUGACAGCGAGGCUCUGGAAGGGGUGCAGGCUAAGGAAAAGCAGCCGGAAGCUUGUCAGCUGGGCAGUGCGACUCUCAUAGCCCAAGUGAAACAACUUCAGGAGAAACUGAACCACCUGGUGCAAUCCAUGGCUUCUAGGGACACCAGCAUGGAAAAUCCUAAAUUACCACAGCCGAACCUAUCAGAAAAUGGUUCCAGUAAUAAUUGUUAUAACGAUGAAGAAAACAGUGUGUCCCCUCCAGUUGAUGGAUUUAAUAUUGCUAAAACCACGUGGGAUCUCAUCGAUGUCAUUCAAAGUCAGGAUUUGUUGGCCCAGAGUGAAAUGCCAAGUUUUCCCCCUCAAGAAACAUUAACACUACAAGGCGGACCUCUUUCCUCUCAAAUCAGUGUGCACACUGAGGAGGCUAAGCCCCACAAGGACCCAGCAAGGGCCCUGGACCUGUCUUCCUGGAGUUCCCCUGAGGUCCUCCGGAAGGACUCAAGCCUCGAGCCCCAGCACAGCCUUCCCCUGACACCCCACACAGAUACAGUGAGCCUACACAGUGUAGACACCUCCUCCCAAGGCUGGACGGACUCACUGCUGCUGGCCGAUGCGUCAGGGCUGCUUUGUUACCCGGGCAGGUCAGCAGCAGGACAGGCCCCGCUGUGGGUGCUGGCUCCUUCGGCUGAGACCCGCCAUGUGGAGAGGCCAGCUGCGGAGAAGGAUGUCGAAGACUUUAUUGUAACAUCUUUUGAUUCUCAAGAAUUAUUAACAUCCCUUCAUGAGUUAGCACGAAGAAGUGAUGGGAGUGGGAAAAGCAAUGGCCCGAGCAGUGCUCUGAUGCUGACUCCCACCACCAGUCUUGCAACUGCUGAUGCCCUUCCUCUGUCUGGAAGAUUUGGCCAAUCCCCAGGAGCAAUGAAGGAGAAGGAAAUCCAUGCAAAGCACAUGAAGGCUUUGCUGCAGAUGGUAUUUGAUGAGAGCCACCAGAUACUGGCCUUAUCAGAGAACCAGGACCUCCCCAAUUCGCUGAACAAGGGUGAACCGCUGGAUGGCCUUCCAAGGGACAGACAGGCCCUUUUGGAGGUGACAGCCGACAGAAGAGAGAAGGAAUCUUUGGAAACACGCCUUUCAUGGAGUGAAGGGCUUUUGCGGGCCCUGCAAGAAGUGUUUGCCAGGGAGCAGGAGAAUGCCGGGCUGCAGUCUAGACCUUAUGGCUUAGAACUAGGGGAUUAUAAUGCCCUGUUCAAGAGGCUGGAGAAGGUUAUUCAAGAGCGGGGAGACCUGCAGAAGGUCCAGGAACACCUGUGUCUGCCAGACAGGCAUAGCCUGCUCUCUGAGGUUCAGGCUCUGCGUGCUCAGCUCCGCAUGACACACCUCCAGAACCAAGAGAAGCUACAGCAAUUGUGUGCAGCCCUGACCAGCACAGAGGCCCGUGGGAGCCAACGGGAGCACCAGCUGCGGAGACAAGUUGAACUUUUGGCAUACAAAGUUGAACAGGAAAAGUGCAUAGCUAACGACUUACAGAAAACCUUGAGCAAAGAGCAAGAGAAGGCGAGCGAUGUCCGGAAACUCCUGAUGGUGGAACAGAGUGCAGUACAGGAUCUGAAGUCGGAGCUGCAUGCAUGUAAGCAGGAGAACACACGGCUGUUGGAGUCCCUGGACAAGGUGCAGCAGGAAGUCCUGCGGCUCAGAGCCAUGCUCGACGGAAAGGAGAAUGAACUGAGGGUUGCCCUUGAGGAGCUGGAGUGUGAGCGUGGAAAGGAGCGAGCCCUUCAGGCCCAGCAGGAGGAGCAACAGCUGCGGCACCUACAGAGGGAGGGCCAGAGCUCAAGGGCCCUGGAGGAGUUAAAAAUGUCUUUGGAGAAGCAGCGUGCUCAAAAUAACCAACUAUGCGUUGCUUUAAAACAUGAGCGUGCGGCCAAGGACAACCUGCAGAAGGAGCUUCAGAUUGAGUCCUCCCGCUGUGAAGCAUUGCUGGCACAGGAGAAGGGCCAGCUUUAUGAGCUGCAGAAGAGCCUAGAGGCUGAGAGGAGCCGCUCGCUGGAGCUUUCAGAGGCCUUACAGCACGAGCGGCUCUUGACGGAGCAGCUGAGCCGCAACGCGCAGGAGGCCUGUGCCCGCCAAGAGGCACAAGUGCAGCAUGCCUUAUUGCGAAAGCUGAAAGCAGAGAAGGCGCGUGCAUUGGAACUGGAAGGCAUGCUUGAAAAGGUGCAGAGACAGGCUGCACAAGCACAGAAGCAACUGGAAUCUCAGGCUCAGGAGCGCUGUGUAGAGCUCAGGAAAGAGAAGGAGGUAAGUAGCCACCUGCGAUCAGCCAUGGAUGCCUUGCAGAGCCACAAACAGGAGCUGGGAUGCUGUCUGGAGAGAGAGAGGGAGAAGUCAGCUUGGUUACAGGCAGAAUUAGAACAGUUAUCCACAAGAGUGAAAGAGCAAGAAGGCCACAAGGAUGCGAGGAGGAUGGAGAGGAGGUCAAGCCGAGCAGACGUGGAAACGAAGACCUGGCAGACAGACAAGGAGAAGCUGCGAGAAUUAGAAUUACAGCGCCAGCGUGAUGAGCAUAAAAUCGAGCAGCUUCAGCGGAUGGUGAGAGAGCUGAGGUGGAAAGAGAAGGUGCCUGGCGGGGAUGGCCCUUGCUGGAGCGCCCCCAGCCUGGGUUCUCUGGAGCCGAACCAUGUCCAGGAGCAGCAGCAGGAGCUGGAGAAGAUACGGCAGCAGCUUCUCUGUGCAGCUGGGCUCCUCACGAGCUUCACCAACCACACUGUGGACAGGACAAUUAAAGAUUGGACGUCAUCAAAUGAGAAGGCGGUGUCAUCCUUAAUGCACACUCUUGAGGAACUGAAGUCUGAACUGAGCAUGCCUACCUCCUCCAAGAAAAAGAUGGCUGCGGAACUCCAAGUCCAGCUCAUGAACGAACUGCUGAGAGACAACGAUGCCCUCACAAAAGCUGUCGGCAUAGCAACCCGAGAGAAAGCAGAGCUGUGCAGGACCGUCUCCCGGCUCGAGAAGACCCUGAAGCACCACACGCAGAAGGGCUGCCUUCUCAAUAGGCAAAGCAAGUCUUCAUGGAAGCAAGACGGGACAGUUUUGCAGGGUUCUCCGCGACACCCAGAUCCAGAGUGGCACACACCAACUGCAAGUGUGGAAGCAAGUUCCUGCAAUACCAAGAUGGAAAAACUGUACCUGCACUAUCUGAGAGCGGAGAGCUUCAGAAAAGCUCUGAUUUAUCAAAAGAAAUAUCUCCUGCUGCUGAUUGGUGGAUUCCAGGACUCGGAACAGGAAACCCUCUCCAUGAUUGCUCAUUUGGGGGUAUUUCCCUCCAAAGCAGAUAAGAAACUGACGACAUCUCGUCCUUUUACAAAGUUCCGCACUGCCGUGAGGGUUGUCAUCGCAGUAUUGAGGUUGCGAUUUUUGGUUAAGAAAUGGCAAGAAGUGGAUCGGAAAGGAGCGCUGAUCCAUUGCAGAAGCACCCGUCAAGGACAUCGAAUGUCCCGGAGACAGCAUUCUCCAUCAGAAACCAGAACAUCCCUGCCAACCAGAGAAGUUUCCUCAGGCCAUUUCAAGGACUCUAGGCACAGCCCCCGAUCCUCGGCAGCAGUCUCGCUGGGCAAGGAGGAAAGAUCAACUUCCUCACCAAAUUCAAGGUUAGAAAGAUCCCUGGCUGCUUCUCAAGAUGCAGAACAUUCCUUGACAGAAUAUAUUCAUCAUUUAGAAAUGAUCCAGCAAAGACUCGGGGGGUUGCCACCAGAUUCUACUCAGAAAUCCUGCCACCAGAAGAUUAAACAAUGAAUAAAGUCUUGUGGCUCUUAACCUGUGAUGGUUGUAUCUGAGGAGAGAUGGUUUUCCUAAGGAAAGCUCAUGGUAUGGUCUGGGACACUGCAGGAGUCAUGAUACCAGCCCGUAGCAACCGCCGAGUGUUUCCAACUCAACACACUGCUAAAUGGAGCACUUUUGGCUCCUUCCCUCCUCCCAGUGAACGAUGGCUGUGUUAUAUACUCUGUGCCUGUUGACAGAGCCGUCUGCCUCCUCCGUGUCAGAGUGCAGAGUGGUUCCCGUUGUUUAUUUUCUUAACGUGUGAGGUUGGAAAGUUCAUUUGAAAGUGAGCACACAGGAAGGGAAGAAUAAAGUUUAAGUAUUGUUGUUA